AUGGCUGAGACGGCCCCAGAGGACAGAGGGCUGCGGACCAGGGCUGCUCCCCAGGAUGCCUCGGGCCUCCAGGACAGCUUGUUCUCCUCUGAAAGUGACAACAGCCUGUACUUCACCUACAGUGGCCCGUCCAACACCUUGGAGGUCCAGGGCCUCAGCUACCAGGUGGACAUGGCCUCCCAGGUGCCUUGGUUUGAGCAGCUGGCUCAGUUUAAGAUGCCUUGGGCCUCUCAUAAGGACUCCUGUGAGCUGGGCAUCCAGAACCUGAGCUUCAAAGUGAGGAGCGGGCAGAUGCUGGCCAUCAUAGGGAGCUCAGGUUGUGGGAGAGCCUCUUUGCUGGACGUGAUCACCGGGCGAGGCCACGGUGGCAAAAUUAAGUCGGGUCAGAUCUGGAUCAACGGGCAGCCCAGCACGCCCCAGCUGGUGCGGAAGUCGGUGGCCCACGUGCGCCAGCACGACCAGCUGCUCCCCAACCUGACUGUCCGCGAGACCUUGGCUUUCGUGGCCCAGCUGCGCCUGCCCAGAACCUUCUCCCAGGCCCAACGUGACAAAAGGGUGGACGACGUGAUCGCGGAGCUGCGGCUGCGGCAGUGCGCCCACACGCGCGUGGGCAACACCUACGUGCGGGGGGUGUCAGGGGGCGAGCGGCGGAGAGUCAGCAUCGGGGUGCAGCUCCUGUGGAACCCAGGAAUCCUCAUUCUGGACGAGCCCACCUCGGGGCUCGACAGCUUCACGGCCCACAACCUGGUGAAGACGCUGUCCCGGCUGGCCAAGGGCAACCGGCUGGUGCUCAUCUCCCUGCACCAGCCUCGCUCCGACAUCUUCCGGCUGUUUGACCUGGUCCUCCUGAUGGCGUCCGGCAUCACCGUCUACCUGGGGGCGGCCCAGCACAUGGUCCCCUACUUCACCGCCCUCGGCCACCCCUGUCCUCGCUACAGCAACCCUGCCGACUUCUACGUGGACCUGACCAGCAUAGACAGGCAGAGCCGGGAGCAGGAAGUGGCCACCAGGGAGAAGGCGCAGUCCCUCGCAGCCUUGUUCCAGCAAAAAGUGUGUGGCUUCGAUGACUUCCUAUGGAGAGCGGAGGCCAGGGAGCCGGGCGCGGACUCCUGCUCCAAGAGCCUGGUCCUCCCGAGUGACCCCAACCACCUCUCGACGCCCACCCGGCUGCCCGGCCCCGCCCAGCAGUUCGCCACGCUGAUCCGGCGUCAGAUUGCCAACGACUUUCGAGACCUGCCCACCCUCCUCAUCCAUGGGGCGGAGGCCUGCCUCAUGUCCCUGGUCAUCGGGUUCCUCUACUACGGCCAUGGCGCCAUCCCUCUCUCCUUCAUGGACACGGCGGCCCUCUUGUUCAUGAUCGGGGCGCUCAUCCCCUUCAACGUGGUCCUGGAUGUCAUCGCCAAGUGUCACUCGGAGAGGGCGAUGCUUUACUAUGAGCUGGAAGACGGGCUGUACACUGCUGGCCCCUAUUUCUUUGCCAAGAUCCUCGGGGAGCUCCCGGAGCACUGCGCCUACAUCCUCAUCUACGGGAUGCCCACCUACUGGCUGGCCAACCUGCGCCCGGCCCCCGAGCCCUUCCUGCUGCACUUCCUGCUGGUGUGGCUGGUGGUGUUCUGCUGCAGGCUCAUGGCCCUGUGCGCCGCCGCCCUGCUGCCCACCUUCCACAUGUCCUCCUUCCUCGGCAAUGCGCUCUACAACUCCUUCUACCUCACCGGCGGCUUCAUGAUCAGCCUGAGCAACCUGUGGACAGUGCCUACCUGGAUCUCCAACGUGUCCUUCCUCCGAUGGUGCUUUGAAGGGCUGAUGCUGAUCCAUUUUAAAGGGCAAACUUACCAUUUGGUGGUCGGCAACCUCACCCUCCCAGUCCCGGGAGACAAAAUCCUCAGCUCCAUGCACCUGGACUCGUACCCACUCUACGCCAUCUACCUCAUCCUCAUCGGCAUCAGCGGUGGCUUCGUGACCCUGUACUAUGUGUCCUUAAAGUUCAUCAAACAGAAAUCAAGUCAAGAUUGGUGA
Molecule: messenger RNA, 2016 nt
Organism: Pipistrellus nathusii (Nathusius's pipistrelle)
Lineage: Eukaryota; Metazoa; Chordata; Mammalia; Chiroptera; Vespertilionidae
Source: the annotation of a GenBank genome assembly